AGGGUGAAGUUCGAUGACUGACAUUAAAUUGAUCGAAUGGGUGUUUCCAAAGGGUGGGGAUUCAGAGCAUGACAACUUCCGCAAUUCAGUGAGCACACGUGUUGAGUAAGACUGGCGUAUUACACUGUACGCACUGUUUUACUGAACCUUGGCUGCAGGUCCAUUACGUCUCUCAUCCGGUUUAAGUAUCAGGGACACAGCCUUUGGAGGAUUAAUCUGACAGCAGCCAGUUAUCCCCAGCUCCAUUUUUACCCCUUUCCCUUCUAUCACAAGCUCUUCACCCCCAUGGAGGACUUGGAGCCCUUGCUGCCCCCUGCUCUAGCAGGAGAGAAGAGGACGUGCCCGGGGGGAGAGCCAGGCCACAGCACCAAGAGGCCCAAGGUGGAUCCCGAUGAGCAGAACGGAAGGCUCUCCCACAGUCCCGCCCAGGAGGAAGAUGAAGAUCCAGCGGCCGGGGUGAAGGAGGGGCUGGAGGAGGAGGAAGAAGAGGGGGAGCCAGAUGGGGAGACGUUUGCAGACAUGAUGAAGCAUGGGCUGACCGAGAUAGACGUGGGGAUUCUGAAGUUUGUCAGUGACCACGAGGGGUUCUCCGGUAUCUUGAAAGAACGGUAUUCUGACUUUGUGGUGCACGAGAUCAACCGAGAUGGGAAGAGGGUGCAACUGGAUGACCUGUCCAUUCCCCCCAUGCCUGAGGAGGUUCCGGAGGUCGAGGAACCGGAGCAGGAGACGGAGGUUCUCUCAGACGAACACAAGCAGCAGCUGGGGGAACUUCAACUCUUCAAGAACAAGGAAGGGAAUGUGUCCAUUGAGGUGGUAGAUGAUACGAAAGAGAAGCGAACCCUGGUCCACAAAGCCAUCAAGACCCAGUACCCAGGCCUGGAGACCAAGACAGAGGAGAGGGAAGGCAAGAAGUUCAUCGUGGCCUACCAUGCGGCUGGGAAGAGAGCUCUGGCAGCUCCCAGAAAACACUCCUGGCCCAAAAACCGUGGCAACUUCUGCCACUUUGUCCUCUACAAGGAAAACAAGGACACCAUGGAGGCGAUCAACGUGCUCUCCAAGUUCCUCAGGCUCAGACCUAAUGUCUUCUCCUACAUGGGAACCAAGGACAAGAGAGCCAUCACUGUGCAGGAGAUCGCCGUUUUCAAGAUAACGGCAGAGAGACUGUCUCACCUCAACAAGUGCCUCAUGAACUUCAAGCUGGGAAACUUCCUCUACAAGAGCCACCCUCUGAAGCUGGGCGAACUGCAGGGGAAUCACUUCACUGUCGUCAUCAGGAACGUGACAGGGACCGACGAGCAGAUCCUCCAGGCCAUGACGUCCCUCAGAGACACCGGCUUCCUCAACUACUACGGCAUGCAGCGCUUCGGCACCACGGCCGUCCCCACCUACAUGGUCGGCAGGGCCAUCCUGCAGAACAACUGGAGCGAGGUGGUGGACCUCAUCCUCAAACCCCGAUCUGGAGCGGAGAAGAGCUUCCUGGUACGCUGUCGGCAAGAGUGGGCGGAGUCCCAGGACCCCGACGCCGCCCUGAGGAAGCUUCCGGUGAAACGCUGUGUGGAGGGGCAGCUGCUGCGAGGGCUCUCCAUGCACGGCAAGAACAACAUCAUCACCGCCUUCGGACUGAUCCCCCGGAACAACCGCCUGAUGUACAUCCACAGCUACCAGAGCUACGUGUGGAACACCAUGGUCAGCCGGCGCAUAGAGGCCUUCGGUCUCAAGGCUGUGGAGGGGGACCUGGUCCUCAGGGGAGGCACUGCGUCUGCACUGUCUGCAGAGGAGGCAGAGCAGCACUCCAUCCAUGACAUCGUGAUGCCCCUGCCUGGGUUCGACGUCAUCUACCCCACCCACCACGUGGGGAAGGGCUACAGGGAGAUGCUGGCGGCCGAUGAGCUGGACAUAGACAACAUGAGGCACAAAGUGAGGGACUACUCUCUGGCCGGAGCCUACCGCCGAGUCAUCAUCCGACCCAGCGACGUCCACUGGGAGGUGAUUCGCUACGACGACCCCCGGAUCUCCCUGGUGCACACGGACGUCGAGAAGUUGGAGAAGAAACCUGCCCCGGUCUUCAACACAGAGGGUAAGUACCGGGCCCUGAGGAUGGACUUCUCCCUGCCUUCCUCCACCUACGCCACCAUGGCCAUCAGGGAGGUGUUGAAAAUGGACACCAGCAUCAAGAACCAGACCCAGCUCAACACAACCUGGUUCAACUGAGACGGGGCCAAGCACAGGGCUGUCGACGCCCGGCCACUGGGCCCUGCUACUGGGCUCUCCUUGCUAGGUGUGAGGGGUAGUGUUUGGGUUCCUCCCCAGCCCAAAAGGGUGUUCCUCUGAAGCAUCAGAGCGAUUUGUGGAAUCACCAGGCACACUGCUUUCAAGAAAGGCAACAAAUUGUUAAAACGUACAUUAGGAAGAUCGUCGUGUAACAAGAGCGCCUCUACUCUUUUGUUAGUUUCAGUUUUAUCAGGAAGGUGUUUUAUUGUGCGUUUUUAAAGCUUUCCUGUGAGUUUCCUUGUUUUGAAUAGACAGGCUCUGGGAGGGUUUUUUGUAUAUUAUUUGAUGGUUUUCUAAUCUAUUGUGAUUUUAUUCUCUUGAAUAAAAUUUGGAACAAA
This is a messenger RNA of Osmerus eperlanus (European smelt), 2609 nucleotides long. It is a transcript of the gene pus7, whose product is annotated as pseudouridine synthase 7. The record is from RefSeq and is a predicted model, not a curated record. Gene Ontology annotation, molecular function: pseudouridine synthase activity; RNA binding. The coding region runs from base 286 to 2211 and encodes 641 amino acids. The transcript has 17 exons. Lineage: Eukaryota; Metazoa; Chordata; Actinopteri; Osmeriformes; Osmeridae. Gene Ontology annotation, cellular component: nucleus. Gene Ontology annotation, biological process: pseudouridine synthesis.